Clonostachys rhizophaga is the source of this 1089-nucleotide messenger RNA. The record is from the annotation of a GenBank genome assembly. NCBI's taxonomy places the organism in Eukaryota, Fungi, Ascomycota, Sordariomycetes, Hypocreales, Bionectriaceae.
AUGACCAAUUGGUCAGCACAAGGCUAUAUGAAAGCCGUCCAGUGGGAAGGCAAAAUUGGCCAUAUGAGCACGAACAUCGUCCCUAUCCCCAAGAUCACAAAACCUGAAGAUGCAAUUGUCCGCAUCACCUCGUCGGCGAUCUGUGGGACUGAUCCUCACAUCUACCACGGUCUAGUUGGCGCUAAAAAUGUUCCAUGGGGCGUCGGCCAUGAAGCCGUGGGCAUCAUUGAGGGAGUUGGACCUGCAGUCGGCUUUUUUCAGCGCGAGGGACCUGUUGCAUUUGGUCUUGGUUUGGAGAUGGGUUCGGACAAGGGCCUUCAGACUGAAUAUGCCUGCAUUCCAUGGGCUGACUCCUCGCUUGUCAAGAUACCCUCCUCGUUGGAUGACAAAGAGUGGCUUCCCCUUACCGAUGCCUUCCCUACAGGAUGGACUGCUCUCUCUCGUUCAGGGUUUGAAGCUGGGGAUACGGUCUCUGUCUUUGGCGCCGGCGGGAUUGGCCUCAUGUGUGCUUACAGCGCCAUCCUUCGAGGCGCUUCCUUGGUGUAUGUGAUUGACCAUGUACCCUCGCGCCUUGCCAAGGCGGCCUCAAUCGGUGCUAUGCCAAUCAAUUUUACCCGCGGCGGUAAAGCAUCGGAGCAGAUUCUUGCCUUGCGUCCUCAGGGCGUCAAACGCAGUGUGGAUUGUGUUGGUGAAACAUGCAUAAACGAAGAUCUCCAGUUGCAGCAAGAUUACAUCCUGCGUGAAGCCACUGCCAUAACUACACUCAACGGGGGCAUAGGAAUCGCCGGCGCCUACAUGCUUUCUCUCAUUGAUGGCGGCAAGGGAACAGAGGCAUCGAGAAAGCUUGGGAUUAAGCCGGAGAUCAGUUUUCCCAUUGAGCAGGCCUGGUUUAAGAGCCUACGUAUCCAGGGCGGGAUGUUGGAUCUCAAGAAUUCGGUUCCUGCUCUAGUAGAGCUCGUCAAGAACGGAGGUGCACGCCCUGGAUUCAUUUUUUCUAACGAAUAUAGCCUUGAAGACGCCCCUCUUGCUUACCAGCGCUUUGAACAGAGGGAAGAAAGCAAGGUUAUAUUGAAAGGAAAACGGAAGUAA